GAGCGUUCAGUUUCGCUUCAGCUAUCAACUAGUUCAAACCUUAAUUAUAGUAAUCCGAAUAUUCUGUGGGAAACCCUGAAUUCUACAGUUGGCGGCAGAGGAUAAAAUCUAGUCUGUGAAGAAAAGAUAUUGUGGAUAAAAGCGGUUGCCAGAUUGCUAUCGUGGAGCCACGGAAUCAACCAUUACCCGACCACGACGAAUCGCUGAAUUUGGUGAGAAGUGCUGGACGCAUUUAGGAAUCGUGGAUUGCGUGGUAAUAUUUCGGUCGCACCUGCUGACAUUGUUUUCAUCAAUAGCUUGGAUGCGACGGUGAUUCUAAAGGGAAUCGUUUGGCAAAGAUCGUCGUCCGGUGCUGGUGCAGUGCAACUCAGUGACGGGAGAAAUUAAGUGUAGAGCUAAAACAGAUCCGACGAUUCCUUGAUCUCAAUUCCUCGAGGCUAGUGACCGGUACCUGGCGGCCAGACAACCGACGAAUAAAAGCAUCCAUCCAGUGACCUGGGUGACGACAGACCGGUAGCUUGACCGGUAAUUGGUGAGCGUUUGGACUGCUUCGGUGAGUCAUCUUUGAAUUAACCUUUUGUGUUGAGCUGAUUUGAGUUAUUUCGGCACCUUGCAGAGACAUAUACGGAUUUUUAUCAUUAUUCUCGGUCCAUUAAUCCUUCAUAUCCGCUGAAAAUAUGUCUAACGUUAAUGUAACAACAACUAUUGAACCUUACCGUAAAGGGGCGCAAUUUGGAGAAUGGGUGGAACGGUUGGAAUUUUAUUUUUCAUUGAACAAUGUUUCGGCUGAUGCGAAAAGGGCAUGUUUUAUAACCCUCGGUGGCCCAGUUAUAUUUCAUGAGUUGAAACUCUUAUUCCCCACAAGUAAUUUGACCACUGUGUCCUAUGAAGAUAUGGUAGCCAAACUUCGUACGCGGCUUGAUAAAACUGAAUCCGAUUUAAUCCAAAGAUUGAAAUUUAAUAAUCGCAUACAACAGCCGGAUGAAACCGUUGAGGAUUUCGUACUCUCGGUGAAAUUGCAGGCGGAGUUCUGUUCCUUCGAAGGUUUUAAAGAGGUCGCCAUAAGAGAUCGCAUUUUAGCAGGUAUUCGCGAAAAAUCGCUUCGUGAGCGGCUGCUUAAUGAGGAUAAACUCACACUUGAGAAGGCUGAAAAAAUCAUUGCUACGUGGGAAAUUGCGGGGAAAAAUGCUAGAAAUUUGAGCAAUAAUGACAACGACCAAUAUGGCCGAAUUGCAUCCUUGACUCAUCCAUCUGCAAAGAUUGGAUCUAGCAUGAAAAAAUUGUUAUCGGUUUAUAAUGGAGGACGGACAUAUAAUGGCGGAGAGUUAGAUAAUUCACCUAGAGUUUCGGUGAAAGAUAGGCUUGGUCGUAGGCCAUAUUCCAAGAGGGUUGAAGACACCGCUAGAUUCAGGAGGCAGAGCUGGGGGGACGCUGGGAAGCCCCGAUCAGGAGAGUGGAGACAGAAACCAAACUAUGCAGAGAUGACGUGUAAUUUCUGUGGAGUAAAGGGACAUAUUAAGCGAAAGUGCUUCAAAUUGAAAAAUAUGAAACGCGACACGGUCAACAUGCUGAACGACUAUGAGCAGGAAGCUAGUACCAGUACGACAGGACACAUCGCAAACUUGUUAAACCGGAUGCGGACGGAGGACUCCGACAGUGACGUCGAUGACGGGGAUUCAGGUGAAUUGACUUGCAUGAUGGUGUCGUCCGUUAAUAGAAUUAGUGAUCCCUGUCUAAUUGAGUUAGUGGUUGAGGGCAAGUUUUUGAAGAUGGAAAUCGAUUGUGGUUCUUCGGUACAAACUGGAAGCGUACGCCUAAUGGCUCACCGAAAUCAGCUGAGGGUAGCUACUAGCGAGAAUUCGGCAAAGCCGAAUCUAACGAUGUUCGCGCAGAGGCCAGACGAAGAGCUGCAAAGUAGUGGCAACGACAUCGAGACCGAAGAGUGCCUAGAUUCGGUUCAGAGGUCAACCAAGGACGGAAGAAAGCGAAGACGUCCCGAAGAAUCGUUGGACUCGACGCCGAUGUUAAGGCGAUCUAAAAGGAAGCGUACGGCUAAGGUCGACGCGGAUUUUAUUUAUAAAUGA
Molecule: messenger RNA, 2084 nt
Organism: Aedes albopictus (Asian tiger mosquito)
Lineage: Eukaryota; Metazoa; Arthropoda; Insecta; Diptera; Culicidae
Exons: 3
Coding region: 678-2084 (468 amino acids)
Molecular function (GO): zinc ion binding; nucleic acid binding
Source: RefSeq, a predicted model, not a curated record